Messenger RNA from Sinocyclocheilus grahami, 2423 nucleotides. Its product is annotated as CD97 antigen-like. Gene Ontology annotation, biological process: cell surface receptor signaling pathway; adenylate cyclase-activating G protein-coupled receptor signaling pathway. Gene Ontology annotation, cellular component: plasma membrane. The transcript has 15 exons. NCBI's taxonomy places the organism in Eukaryota, Metazoa, Chordata, Actinopteri, Cypriniformes, Cyprinidae. Gene Ontology annotation, molecular function: calcium ion binding; G protein-coupled receptor activity. The record is from RefSeq and is a predicted model, not a curated record. The coding region runs from base 40 to 2043 and encodes 667 amino acids.
AAUGAGUGUAUUGAGAAAACACAUGAAUGCUCAGGUGAUAUGAAGUGUACAAACACCAUCGGCUCCUACACGUGCAUCUGUCCACCUGGAUUUCAUAAAACAACAGCAGACUCAGGAUGUGAAGAUGUGGAUGAGUGUGUGUCCUCAGUGUGUGGAGUUCACAGCAGCUGCUUUAACACAUCUGGCAGUUUCCUCUGCAUCUGUUCUUCAGGGUUUCACAGACAUGAGAACGACACCUGUACAGACAUCAAUGAGUGUUCAGAUCCAGAUGUUUGUGGCAGAAACGCAGCCUGCUACAAUAAUCCAGGCGGCUACAGCUGCAAAUGCCACCAGGGUUACAGUAACUAUGGCAACAACCAGUCAAAAUGCAUCGAGAUGAGCUGCGACCACUUUGUGUCUGACACGGAGGACGCGCCUGUAAAGUUGAAGCAUUUACUGGCGCUGUUGAGGAACAGCUGUGAGUCUCUGCGUGAUCCAAACGGCGGCCAUCAGACGGGAGAGCAGUUACUGAAGAAUGUGUUCACUUCCUCUGACGAGCUGCUGUCGGAUGGAAACAUCGCUGAUGGCGAGAUGUUGAGUCAGUUUCUGGACGCGGUGGAGAGCAGCAUGCGUCUGAUCGGACCUCAGCUGAGAGAACCUGUGACCAGGAUGGAGACACACAACACCUUCGCUGAGGUUGCAGUCACACGGAAUCAGACUCCGCCCAGGGGGCGUGUCUCUCUGAGCACAGGCUCCGCCCUCUUCAGCACCAGCUGGGAAACAGUUAUAGGGAAAUCAUAUCCAGGUUUUGCGUUUGCGGCUCUGGUCAGUUAUAAAGAUCUGAACUCAUCCAGUGACCUGCUCCACAAGAUGAGCAGCGAGAGAUCAGACGAUAAAGAGAGAAGCGUCACUUAUCAACUCAACUCUAAAGUGGUGACGGCCGUCGUCAGUAAUGCAGAAACCAAGCAGCUGUCAGAGCCGGUGACGCUCGUCUUUACACACGUGGAGGAGAGGGCGGAGUCUGGGGGCGUGGCUUACUCCUGUGUGUACUGGGAUGAGUCUGAGGGGGCGUGGUCUGGGCGGGGCUGUGAGAGGGCGGAGUCUAACAGCACUCACACAGUGUGUUCCUGCUCUCAUCUCAGUAGCUUCGCUGUGUUAAUGGCUCUCUAUCCUGUCCAGGACGCAUUUGAGUUGGUGUUGAUCACACGUGUGGGUUUAGUUCUGUCUCUGGUCUGUUUGUUUCUCUGUAUCCUGACGUUCCAGUUCUGCCGCUCCAUCCAAGGAACCCGGACCAGCAUUCAUCUUCAUCUGAGCAUCUGUCUCUUCAUCGCAGACCUCGUCUUCCUCAGUGGGAUCUCCAGCACUCACAAUCAGGUAGCGUGUGCGAUUGUGGCCGGUCUGCUUCAUUUCUUCUUCUUGUCUGCGUUCUGCUGGAUGCUGCUGGAGGGGGUUCAGCUCUACCGGAUGGUUGUGCUGGUGUUUCACACCACAUUAAAACAUCUCUACAUGUAUUUGCUGGGAUACGGAGUCCCUCUCGUUAUCGUUGCCGUCUCUGCCAUCGCCUUCCCAAAGGGAUACGGCACCGAUAGACACUGUUGGCUUUCUCUGGACCGUUAUUUCAUAUGGAGCUUUUUUGCGCCAGUCUGCAUCAUCGUCGUCCUCAACAGCUUUGUCUUCAUCAUCACGGUGUGGAAACUGGCCAAAAAGUUCUCCAGCCUCAAUCCAGACCUCUCCAAACUCCGCAACAUCAGGGGGUUUACGGUGGCCGCCGUGGCUCAGAUGUGUGUUCUUGGAGGGAUGUGGGUUUUCGGCUGCUUCCUCUUCCAGGAGAAAGGAACUCAGGUUGCGUUGUAUGUCUUCACCAUCUUGAACAGCUUCCAGGGGGCGCUCAUCUUCAUCAUGCACUGCCUCCUGUCCAAACCGGUCAGAGACGAGUAUUGCAAGCUGAUUAGCAGGAUCUGCUCACUUAAGCAGAAGAGAUAUUCAGAAUUCAGCACCAAUCAGUCCAGCAACAGUCAGCAACCUCUACGGAGCGAUCAGGCCACAGGAGAGUCCAAGAUAUAGAGCGGCUGCCAGUGCUGGAGGACCCUUGUAGAUGUUUGACCUUUACAGACACAUGGUAGUCUCACAGAGCUUUAAUUCUGCAGCACAUGGGACUCCUUUCCAUUGAGAGGAUCUGCAACUGCUUGCUUUCUCUCUGUUAGGCAAGCAUUUCAGGUCUCGACUCAUCACAUGACCUAGAUUCCACACAUAUCAGCUAAAACAGAUAAAUCAGUCAAAUAUGCAGGGCAGUUUUCUUUCUCUAAUGGACUUUGGAGACACUUUAGCUGUUCUGUAUCGUGCCUUUAGCGGAGAACGUCUUAUAGUGCAUGCAAAAGGCAGCUUUUAUUUGCUUAUAUGUGACCCUGGAGCACCAAACCAGUCAUAAGGGUAAAUUUCAUCAU